This is a messenger RNA of Necator americanus (New World hookworm), 1731 nucleotides long. RefSeq lists its product as uncharacterized. Gene Ontology annotation, biological process: protein homooligomerization; potassium ion transmembrane transport. Gene Ontology annotation, molecular function: protein binding; A-type (transient outward) potassium channel activity. The record is from RefSeq and is a predicted model, not a curated record. Gene Ontology annotation, cellular component: voltage-gated potassium channel complex; membrane. NCBI's taxonomy places the organism in Eukaryota, Metazoa, Nematoda, Chromadorea, Rhabditida, Ancylostomatidae. The transcript has 16 exons. The coding region runs from base 1 to 1731 and encodes 576 amino acids.
AUGGCAUCCGUCGCGGCGUGGUUGCCGUUCGCACGCGCGGCCGCCAUCGGUUGGGUGCCAAUAGCGCGACAACCGAUGCCACAGGCACCGGUUGCUUUACAGGCAAAAGAUCUAGCAGUUGAUCACGUGUCUGACGAGAAAUUGUCUAUCAAUAUCUCAGGACGGAAGUUUGAAACAUGGAAAAAUACGUUGGAAAAAUUCCCUGAGACGUUAUUAGGAUCGAAUGAGAAGGAGUUUUUCUACGACGAAGAUACGGGCGAGUACUUUUUCGACCGAGAUCCCGACAUUUUCCGACAUAUCCUCACUUUCUACCGCACUGGCAAAUUACAUUAUCCCCGGCACGAAUGUCUUGUUGCGUACGACGAGGAGUUGUCGUUUUUUGGCAUCAUGCCAGAUUUAAUAAGUGACUGUUGUUAUGAAGAUUACAAGGAUAAAAAACGGGAAAAUCAGGAACGAUUAUUGGAAGAGAGGAUCGAAAAUACGGAUGCGACAAAACUUAAGCAAACCUUGCAACAAAAAAUGUGGGCAGCAUUCGAGAAUCCUCAUACGUCCUCGGUCGCGCUCGUUUUCUAUUAUGUCACGGGUUUUUUCAUUGCCGUUUCUGUAUUGUGUAAUAUUAUUGAAACCAUUCCUUGCUGGUAUAUCAACGACACCCCUACCUCCUGUGGAGAUGCCUAUGAGAAACAAUUUUUUGUGCUAGAUACCGCUUGCGUUAUCAUAUUUACGAUAGAAUAUUUGUUGCGAUUGUAUGCGGCACCGGAUCGAUGUCGUUUUCUGAGGUCAAUAAUGAGCGUCAUUGAUGUGGUCGCAAUUCUACCAUACUACGUAGGAUUGGGUUUACAGAAUAAUAAGGACGUGUCAGGAGCGUUCGUCACUCUACGAGUAUUCCGAGUAUUUCGAAUAUUCAAAUUUUCACGGCAUUCCCAAGGCCUUCGAAUACUCGGCUACACUUUGAAGUCGUGUGCAUCUGAACUCGGCUUCCUCGUAUUCUCGUUGGCUAUGGCUAUUAUCAUUUUUGCUACCAUUAUGUAUUACGCCGAGAAGAAAGUGAAUGACACAAGGUUUACUUCAAUUCCGGCUGCUUUCUGGUACACUAUUGUUACGCUCACCACACUUGGUUACGGUGAUAUGGUGCCGUCGACGGUAAUGGGAAAGAUUGUCGGCGGUAUAUGUUCGCUGUCCGGUGUGCUUGUUAUCGCUCUACCAGUACCAGUUAUUGUCAGCAAUUUCUCUCGAAUCUAUCAUCAAAAUCAACGAGCUGACAAGCGGCGAGCGCAGAAAAAAGCCCGACUUGCACGUAUUCGUAUCGUGAAGAACGCAUCCGGUCAAGCACUUUUCAAUAAGAAAAAGGCGCACGAAGCUAGGAUGCAAGCGUUUGAGCAAGGUCUGCUUUCAUUUGAUGCGCUACGAGAUGAGGAUAUCUUUGAGAUCCAACAUCACCACCUGUUGCAGUGUCUCGAAAAGGCGACGGAACGAGAAUUUGUGGAGAGUGAUGUCACAUUCGAUGGGGGCCAUUCGACUCCACCAAUUUCUGAGACAUCGUCCUUGAGCACUGUCAGGCCACUGAAGCGAAAGCGAAAAUGUAUUCGCAGGUGGUGCGUGCGAGGAGAAGACGAUCCCGAAGAGGAACGGGAAACGAGGGUAACAUUCAAUCAAAGUAUGAACCAGGUUCACGAAAGGACACCUGAUGAGAAAGUCGAAUUGCACAACAUUUGUGUAUCACAACUAUAA